AUGGGUCCCUUAUUUGGUGUCAAUUGUUAUUGGUAUCGACAAGAAUUUGCAAAAUCUAGGGGUAUGGUGCAUUGGCAUGGUUUGUGUUGGCGAUCAGACCGAGAACCACACAACCUUUUAUAUGAAGCAGUCUUAAAAGGUAUCUCAGAUGAUGAAUGUGCAAUCAAAUUAAGUAAGUGGGCAUCUGCUGAACUUGGAAUGACUGCUUCCCAUCCAGCAGGGUGUGAUAGCUUGGGAAAUCCUAGAAAAGAAUGUUGGCCACCACCUGAGGGAACUAGUCCUCCCAUCAAUGAAGAUUCUAACCCACUUGUUCAACUUUUAAUGGAUGUUAGUGCCACACAGGAUUCUCUACUUCAUGAUCAUUUACUUCUUACCAAUAAGUUUAAUUUACAUAGGUGCUCUGACUACUGCCUAAAACAGUUUAAAAACAGUGUCAAAAAGUCGUGCCGUAUGGGAUUUCCUAAAUCCAUAAGAUCAACUCCUGCUCUUGUUAAAGACCACAAUUCUUCACUGCGUUUAGAAAUGUCAAGAGAUCAUCCUGUUCUAGUUCAGCAUUCCAGAUAUCACACACAGGGUUGGCGGGCCAAUGGGGAUAUUUCUCUUAUUGUAUCAAAAAGUAACCCAGAAAACCCUUCAGUUAAAGACAUUUUAGGAACAGAAAAGUAUAUUACUGGAUAUGCAUGUAAAGGCAACCAAUCAACAGGUGCAUUAUCUGAUUUGUUUAAUGACAUGGUUAACUGUUCUAGCGAAACUACAACAACUGCUAAAUCCCUCUGUACACGUCUUCUGAUGGGCACUGUCAAAAGAGAUAUAUCUUCUGUUGAAGCCUGUUAUGAAAUCUCCUCUAUCCCACUUUACAGAUCAAGUCAUACUUUCCAAAAUGUCAGUUUGUCUGGUUUCAGAGUUUUAGAGAAGGGUGACUCUCAUUUAACUAGAAAUACUGCUCUUGAUAAAUAUAUCCACAGAGAUGAAAAUGACACCUCUUCUUUUUACUCUUUUAUAUCAAAAUCUGGAAAAGUCCCUGUUAUAUCUGGUGGAAAUACUCAUGCCACUUGGCCUUUGGAAGAAAACUUCUGCAAAACAUCUCUUUUACUUCAUUUUCCAAACUGGCGUCAUCUAUCUGAUAUUAAAAAUGAACAUGUCUCUUGGAUUGAAGCAUUUUCUUUAUUCAUUGACUCUGAAAAUUGUCCCAACUUCAUAACAGCUGAAGUAGAGAGAGUCAAGUGCCAUGAAGACAUUGAAGAGGAGGAUAUCAAUUCUGACACCAACGAUAAUGAAGAGCCUGAAUGGAUGGACAUUGUGAGACCUGCAGCAAAUUAUGAGAUAAUACAAGACGACUUACAUUUCAACGAUGGUGGCCCUGAUAUUGACUGGAGCACCACCGAUUAUGAAUAUCCAGAAAAUCCUGAAUGCUUUUUUAAUAUUGUAGAAAGAUCUCUUGAAGAAACCAGAAAUAUCUUGCAAAUUCCUGAUGUAAAAAUAGAAAAUCUUAAUAAUGAUCAAAAGUUUGCUUUCAACAUUAUUUUGAAAACCCUUUUUGAUUAUAGAGAAAGCAGCAAUGGUUACAAACCAUUGAGAAUGAUUAUCUCUGGAACAGCUGGGUCAGGAAAAUCCUACCUCAUUAAAUGUCUUCUCAAGGCAGUUAGAUUACUAUAUAUGUCAAAUAAUGCUGCGCAAGUUGUGUGUCCAACUGGCAACAGUGCAAACCUUAUUUCUGGAGUCACCCUACACAGUUUCUUCAAAAUACCUACAACUUGUAAAAGUAAGGAAAUGAAUGCUCCUGAUGGUGCUGUCGGAGAUCAACUUCAAAAUAAUUGUCAAAAUUUAAAAGCUCUAUUUGUUGAUGAAAGAUCUUUUAUAGGAGCAAAUACUCUUGGCUGGAUGGAAUUUAUGUGUAGAUGUGGUCUUAAGCAAGAGAUGAAUCCAAAUAAUUCAUGGGGUGGUAUCCCAGUUGUAGUUUUCUUUGGUGAUGAUGUCCAGUUGCCACCUGUCCUUGACUCUCCUGUUUACAAAUCAAAUUCCUCGGUUUCAGCUUCAAUGCAUGGAGUUUUAGUUUGGAAAGACUUUCAAACAGCAGUAAAUUUAAAUACCAUUGUACGCCAAGGAGAACAUGAACAGCAAUUCCGGGAUGUUUUACUUUCAAUGCGUACCUAUAGCACCACAGUUCCUCAAGCAACAUGGCUUCAAAAAUUUCAGUGGUCUAACCUGUCAUCUGAAUAUGGUUCUGUUUCAAUGAAAAACAUGUAUGAAAAUGGUUUGUUUGUUUUCCCUACUCACAAUGAGGUUUGGCAGCAUAAUAAAAGUAAACUACAGGAAGAAAACAUAAAACACCCUGUUCUCAAACUUCAAGCUUCUUUCAAGGGUCCACACUCAAAACAAGCUGAUCCGGAUAAGUGUGGUGGUUUGCUGAAGACACUUUAUCUGUGUAGAAAUGCAAAAGUCAUGUUAUGCAUAAAUCUUUGUGUUCAGUUUGGCUUAUUCAAUGGUGCUAUAGGUCAUGUUGUUGAUAUCAUUUACAAACUGGGAAGAACCCCCAUUGAUGGAAUACCUGAUGUUGUCAUGGUAGAUUUUCCCAAAUAUUCUGGCCCUCCAUUUAUUUCAGAACAUAAAACCAUUAUUCCAAUACUCCCAGUCACAAGAACUGUUGAAUGUAGGUGUUACGCAUGUAAACGAACUCAAAUACCAUUAAGACUUGGUUGGGCCACAACAGUUCACAAAUGUCAGGGUAUGACCAUUGGAGAAGGGGAGAUAAACAGAUAUAUUGCCAUCAAUCCAGGAACAAGGAGUUUUGAAUCCCGAAAUCCAGGGGCUUUAUUUGUUGCUCUUUCUAGGGCUAAGUCCACUGGAGAUCCUCCAAAUACACUUCCCGAUUUUGCUUGGAAUUCUUCAGUUCUUGUGAACCCAGAUAGACUUUGCCAUAUUGUAAAAACAAGUACUACUCAGGCUCGUGCACUAGAAAUCCAGCGAAUUCAAACCCUUGCUGAGGAAACAAAAGAAAAGUAUCAUUUUCUUUUGAACAGUAGUGAAUAUAUUUUCAGAAUUCACAAUUUGAUAAUAGAACAGUCUUUGUCAGAAGAAUAA
This is a messenger RNA of Ostrea edulis (European flat oyster), 3081 nucleotides long. RefSeq lists its product as uncharacterized. Lineage: Eukaryota; Metazoa; Mollusca; Bivalvia; Ostreida; Ostreidae. The record is from RefSeq and is a predicted model, not a curated record. Gene Ontology annotation, molecular function: DNA helicase activity. The coding region runs from base 1 to 3081 and encodes 1026 amino acids. The transcript has a single exon. Gene Ontology annotation, biological process: telomere maintenance; DNA repair.